Phycomyces blakesleeanus NRRL 1555(-) is the source of this 896-nucleotide messenger RNA. RefSeq lists its product as hypothetical. The transcript has 4 exons. The record is from RefSeq and is a predicted model, not a curated record. The coding region runs from base 9 to 836 and encodes 275 amino acids. Gene Ontology annotation, cellular component: membrane; mitochondrion. Gene Ontology annotation, biological process: mitochondrion organization. NCBI's taxonomy places the organism in Eukaryota, Fungi, Mucoromycota, Mucoromycetes, Mucorales, Phycomycetaceae.
AAUCAACCAUGGCCGCCGUGCUCCAGACCAUUGCCAAGUACGCCAUUCCCGUCAGCGUUGCCAUCGGUGGCAUUCAGUCUGCCAUGUACGAUGUCCAGGGUGGCCACCGUGCUGUUAUUUUUGACCGUAUUCAGGGUGUCAAGCCCUUGUCGGUUGGUGAGGGAACUCACUUCCUUGUACCUUGGCUCCAGCGCGCUAUUCAGUUCGAUACUCGUACCAAGCCUCGCAACAUCUCUACCACCACUGGUUCCAAGGAUAUGCAGAUGAUUUCACUCACUCUCCGUGUUCUCCACCGCCCUGAGCUUAAGCAGUUGCCUGCUAUCUACCAGAACCUCGGUCAAGACUACGAUGAGAGAGUUCUUCCCUCCAUUGGUAACGAAGUCUUGAAGGCUGUUGUUGCCCAGUUCGACGCUAGUGAGUUGAUCACCCAGCGUGAGGUCGUCUCUGCCAGAAUCCGCGAGGAGCUCUACAAGCGUGCCAGAGAGUUCAACAUUGCUUUGGAUGAUGUCUCUAUUACCCAUAUGACCUUUGGUAAGGAGUUCACCAACGCUGUUGAGCAGAAGCAGAUUGCCCAGCAGGAGGCUGAGCGUGCAAAGUUCAUUGUCGAGCGUGCCGAGCAGGAGAGACAGGCUGCCAUUAUCCGUGCUGAGGGUGAUGCUCAGGCUGCUGAAUUGAUUUCUGACUCUUUGGAGAAGGCUGGUGCUGGUAUCAUUGCUUUCAGACGUAUUGAGGCCUCAAAGGAGAUUGCACAGACCUUGGCCAACUCCCGUAACGUCACAUACUUGCCCAGCAACAGAGAGGGUGGCAACAACAUGCUUUACAACCUCAACGCUUAAAUACUUAGACAAUGACCAAACGGUGCAAAUCAAAAAUAAAAAUGAAAAAGACAUGGAACC